GGGCGGGCUCACGAACGGGAAGCGGGGGCGGCGGCGGGAACAGGACAGCCUUUCCCUGGGAACGGGAGAGCCUUUCUCUAGGAGCGGGAGAGCCUUUCCCUGGGAACGGGAGAGCCUUUCUCUAGGAGCGGGAGAGCCUUUCCCUGGGAACGCGGAGUCCCCGUCCCGCUGCUGCUGCUGCUGCUGCAGGUGGUCAUCUGCCCGUUGGGAGCACAGCCAGCGCGGCUUUUCUGGCCUGGCAUCUCCUGAGUGGGAGCGAUCCCUGGACGCAUCCAGUAUUGGAGGUGAUAUCCCCAUCAGCUGGUCCUGGAUGUAGGAAAUAUGAAUGACUGGCAGAGAAAAAGCCCUCUAGAUUGGGAAACGUAUGUGAACAAAUUGGUGAAAGUUGUUGCUGUUGAGAAAAAUGAAUAUGAAGGAUGGGUUUUAACUGUUGACCCAGUUUCUGCCACCAUUGUCCUCGCAAUGUUCCCAGAGAACGAGAAAGGAUCCAUAUCAUUCGUCAUGGGCCACGCCAUUCAGGAGGUCGAGAUCCUGCAAGAAGGGGACAGUGACAUGAAGCGCCGCCUCGCUCACAUCCUCGAGCCAGAGGAGUGCCAAGCCUACAGCCCCGAGGAGCUGGAGAAGAGGAAGAACGCCUUGAAGACGUGGCUGGAGACAAACCACAUCCCCGUGGGCGAGCAGGGGGAGCUGGGCAGGACGCUGAGCGUGGCGGGGGUGCUGACCAUCGAGCCCCCGUAUGGCCCCGAGCAGUGCAGCAGCACCAACGAGAUCAUCCUGGCCCGCGUGCAGGGCCUGCUGCAGGGCUGGCUGCAGGGCUGCAGGGCUGCCUGCAGCAGCAGCGCCGAGCCUGCUGCAGAGGCUUCUCUCUAGGAGCUCUCCUGCUUUAGGAACUGGGCUGUUUCAGGAACUCUCCUGGGUGUCAAUGCUCACUGUUUGCACAAAAGCUGCAUUUCGGGUACUUUUGUCUUGGCUUUUUUUUUAUGUAAAGGAAGGAAUAAAACAAAAAGUAUAAACUCACAGCACAAGCAUUUUUUCAUGUGCUAUUUUUAUUAGAAGCAAGCUGUUGUACUAAACCGAUUUAUCAGUUUAAUUUGUCAGAGUUCUUGUAACAGUAUUGUAAAGGAUGAUACAUAAUACAUUUAAACUGUUUUCCCUUUAAAACUAGUUUAAUUAUCGUGCUGAAGGUACCUUUAUUUGAACUGCUUAGCAGAUUCUUUUUCCUUUUUUUUUUAUAGAAAGAGAACUAUGACACCUGGACUUCCCAAACCAAAUUGAAAAAAAAAUGUUCAGAAAACUGUUUUGUUGUUUACAUGGCUGGCAGUUUCUUUGUUUUUCCAUUACUGUUCUCCUAGUUUAGAACAUGAAUUACAAUGCACGUCCAAGUUUGUAAAAUUAUUAGGGAAGGUUAGCAGGCAAAUAGCAGGUUUUAAAACUUAUCUAUAUUUGAUGUUUUAGAGCAGCAGUGCUUGGGAAACCAGUGUUCUGUAAAAGGAAAAUGUGUUGCAAUUCAGUAAGUUUGUGUUUCUAGUUUAUACCAACACAUGAUGCAGGAAUAAUUGUGUGAUUAUUCCUGAGAUUAUUAAUGCAGUGAGGAACAUUUAGAAGCCUCAUUUAUCUCAGUUAUUUGUUCUGCCUUAUUAGGAGAUUAGCACAUUGGUGUGCUCAAAUGCAACUGGAAAGUCUGCCUAAUCCUUGUUCUUAAAAGGCUGUUCUCAUUCGUGCUGGCAUUUACCUACAAUUACUUGUCAUCUGUCAGGUUUGUGUUGAUUUUUUCUUAAAAAAUGUCUGCUGCACAUCCA
Lonchura striata (white-rumped munia) is the source of this 1799-nucleotide messenger RNA. It is a transcript of the gene GEMIN6, whose product is annotated as gem nuclear organelle associated protein 6. The record is from RefSeq and is a predicted model, not a curated record. NCBI's taxonomy places the organism in Eukaryota, Metazoa, Chordata, Aves, Passeriformes, Estrildidae. Gene Ontology annotation, biological process: spliceosomal snRNP assembly; spliceosomal complex assembly. Gene Ontology annotation, cellular component: SMN complex; nucleus.